CCUUAUUUACUUUUUUUUUUGUACUAAAAUAAAUAGAGAUCUAGGGUCUAGAUCUAGAUCUAAAAUAAUAAUAAAAAAACCCACACACAAUGGGAACUGUAUACAAGACUCGAGAUUGUUUUCUUUGGUUUAUGUCUUUAAUUUACUUAUUUGCAUUUUCUUCUCUUUAUAUUCAGAUACCAGGUCUUUAUGGUGACAAUGGAAUAUUACCUGCAAAAUUGGUAUUAAAGGAAGGUGACAGUACAUGGCAGGACUUGAUGGAAGGUCAACCCACACUACUCAAGCUCAUGCCCAGGCUGGGACUGGACACCCAGAUGGGGAUGGAUCUACUGUGUCUUGCUGGAAUGGUCAUCUCCUUUUUCUGUGUGGCCUCCCGGACAGCCAGAGAUUUUAUCUCUUUCACACUUCUGUGGAUGUUUUAUCUCUCGUUGUAUCAGGUUGGUCAGACGUUUCUCUGGUUCCAGUGGGAUAUUCUUUUACUGGAGGCUGGAUUUUUAACAAUCAUUGUUGCACCAUUUAACCUUCAACUCUUAGGCCGUCGCUGGCCUGUUGGCAAUCCACAUGAUGGAAUUACAUUGUGGUUGGUGAGGUGGCUGCUUUUCAGGCUGAUGUUUGCUUCAGGCAUUGUAAAACUGACUAGCAAGUGUCCCUUGUGGUGGGGACUAACAGCUCUGAAUGUUCAUUUUGAAUCUCAGUGUAUUCCAACGCCAGCUGCCUGGUAUUGGCAUCAUCUGCCUGAAUGGUUUCUCAAGUUGGGAGUUGUAGUCACCUAUGUCAUUGAAAUUCCCAUCCCUUUCUUGUUUUUUUCACCUGUGAAAUCUCUUCGCACUUUUGCUUUUUGGUCUCAGGUUCUCCUUCAGAUGAGCAUCAUCAUCACAGGCAACUACAAUUUCUUCAAUCUGCUGACCAUUACCUUGUGUUUGUCUCUGCUGGAUGAUUCCUUCUCUCUUUUCUCACAGAAACCUAUGAAAGGUGCUAAUGGCAAAAAGAAGUCUAACACCUGGAGUGUUGUUAGUAUACUAGCCAAUGUAGUCUUCCCAUCAGUCGUACUUGGAUACAUAGCUUAUGAAACCUGGCAACUUUUCAGUCUCAGAAUAAUGCCUGAUUGGACUAUCUAUUCAAAAAUUGCUUUCAGUGAGAAAUCAUUUUUCCAGUGGUUAGAAAAGAUAAUGCCUUACACAGUGUAUCUUGGAGCUGGAUCCCUCACAUUGGAGAUUGUCAUCUCAUUAGUAAAGAGUAUUUUUGAUGAAAAAGGAUUGCUUCGUAAAGGUUUGUGCAUCGCAGGAACUUCUUUUUUUGGUAGUGUGGCAGUCUUCAUGUUUGUGAUAAGUCUGAUUCCCUUGAGCUACUUAGACCACAAUUUUUAUCACUCUCUGCCGAAAUAUUCUAAGACAUGGCAUAGUAAACUUGACCCUUUCCAGAUCACCAGUUCCUAUGGACUAUUCAGAAUGAUGACUGGAGCUGAUGGUCGUCCAGAGCUCAUUUUAGAAGGUCAUGCCAACAACAGGACAGCAGAAGAUGGCUGGAAGCCAUAUGCAUUUCUCUACAAGCCUGGUGAUGUUUCUGAGUGUCCUCCAGUCGUUGCUCCUCAUCAACCUCGUCUGGAUUGGCAGAUGUGGUUUGCUGCUCUGAGUAACUACCAAAACAAUCCUUGGUUCCUAAACCUAGUAUAUAGACUGCUGCAGAAUGAGCCUGAUGUUCUAGAUCUAAUGGGUCCAAACCCAUUUCCCAACAAGCCUCCGAAAUACAUUCGAGCCUUUCUGUAUCACUACUAUUUCACAAGUCCUAAAGAUUGUAAGGGAAAAACCAAAUGUAACUGGUGGAAAAGAGAAAAGAAAUCUGAGUACAUCCCAGCCUUGUCUCUAACAGAACCAACAUUUGUGGAGUACUUGAAACAUAACAAAAUUUUGCAGGAGAAGCCUACCAAGAAAUUCAAGAUGGAUGGCAAGAUUGCCAAAUUUUUGAAGUGGGCUCGUGAAGCUAUUGGCCAGCCAGAAGGUUUUAGUUUCUCCCUCUCCAUGUUUGGUUCUGCCAUAUUAGUGAUGUUUUUUAAUAGAGCUGUUUUUUGAGUGUUUUGUCAUUUAAAUUUUUAAAAAUUUUAUGUCUCGUCAUAAUUUUGCAGUCUAUAAUAAUGCUUUUUUUAAUUGCUAUUAAUUUGCUUUGCCUAGGUGUUCUGAAACAAAGUUGCCUGUACCUUUAUUUUUGACAAAUAUUUUUUCAUUUUGUUGUAUUUUUUGUUUGUAAAUUUUAGAAACUUGAAAGUUGAUGGUACUAUUUCAUUCAAAGGAAUGAUACAUAUUUUUUUUUGUGAAUAUUGAAGCGUACUCAUGUAGUGGCACCAUUUUCUUUUUGUAUGGUGUUAUAUAUUUGUAUUUCUAAUGUUUUGUUAAUACCAUGAAGGUAUUACUAUCAGUAAGUAUCUUUUUAAAGUGUUGCUCCACAAAAGUGUCAACUGACUAUCUGACUGAAUUAGACUCUUGACAGCAAACUUCAAGGGGUCUAAAUAUACACAAAAUGGUCACAGAAAAUAAAGGGCUCAUAACUCUUGUUUUCUGAGUGUAUACUUCUGCUGCCUAGUCAGCAAUGACAGCCAUUGUUGAUUGUAUAUCUGAUUUGCAUUUGCUUGAGUUAACAUAUACUCUGUCCUAUCUUUUUUUUUUUUAAAUUAUUUUAUAAUUUAUGCUAUUUCAAUGAAUCAAUUUAGCACUAAGCAUAUAUUUUACAAUGAGUCUUCUCCUGCAUGUUGGAAGCCAUUUUGUGUUCCUUUGAUCUGCAUGUGAAAUAUUACAUUUGUAGCCCCCAAAUUAUUGUUCAUUGUUCUUUCCUAUGGGGGGCAUAAUGUUUGAUAUCAUGCUUACUUUGAUGUUGACACAUCUGUAUAAACAUACAAUGUCUGAUAAUUGAAUGAUUUUGUUUUAGAUAUUGGACAUGUCCUCCAUUUCUUCCUCCCUACAUCCAUUUGGUUUUAUUGAGUAGUUCAUUAUUAAAAUAAAAUUUUUCCAUGAAUACAUAAUGUGUUGUUAUAAUGAUACAUCUAUUUUGUGAUUCCUACAUUUGUUUGUAAGGGGCAAAGAAAAUAAAGUUUGAUUCAAAUUGA
This is a messenger RNA of Biomphalaria glabrata, 3097 nucleotides long. RefSeq names its product lipase maturation factor 2-like. Lineage: Eukaryota; Metazoa; Mollusca; Gastropoda; Planorbidae. Gene Ontology annotation, cellular component: endoplasmic reticulum membrane. The record is from RefSeq and is a predicted model, not a curated record. Gene Ontology annotation, biological process: protein maturation. The transcript has 16 exons. Bases 90 to 2069 code for a protein of 659 amino acids.